UGGACCGGUGAGACUGGAGAGCUCAUCAGCUCAGUGAUCAGUCAUCUUGUCCUCUAUCGUCUGGUCCGAUCCGAGGUUCGCACGAGUCCGGGGACAUUAUCGGGACAUUAUUAUGGCCAGUCCGGUAGUUGGCACCGGAUAUAACUUCAAAGUGGUUUUGCUCGGCGAGGGAUGUGUCGGCAAGACCUCGGUCGCUCUUCGAUAUGUUGAGGACAAGUUCAACGACAAGCAUAUCACCACGCUACAGGCGUCGUUCCUGAAUAAAAAAUUGAAUAUUAAUGGAAAAAGAGUCAACUUGGCGAUAUGGGACACCGCCGGGCAAGAGAAGUUUCACGCAUUAGGACCAAUUUAUUACAGAAUGUCCAAUGGUGCCAUUCUCGUGUAUGACAUUACGGAUGAGGAUACCUUCCAAAAGGUAAAAAACUGGGUGAAGGAGCUUAAGAAGAUGUUAGGUAGCGAAAUUUGCUUAGUGAUAGCAGGUAAUAAAGUGGACCUGGAGAAGGACAGGAACGUUGCCACAGAGGAAGCUGAAGAGUAUGCCAAACAGGUGGGAGCCAUGCAUUUUCAUACAUCAGCCAAGUUAAACCAGAACAUUGAAGAGAUGUUUCUAGACUUGACGCACCGCAUGAUGCAACGUGUAGACGAGGCUGAGCAAAAAUCCACGCUUACAAGGACCAAUAGUACGCGUCGCAACGUCGUCAUGGUCGAGGACGAGGCAGAACACAUUCAACCGAGUAGAAGUUCCUGCUGUGGUGGUGGUGGUAGUGGUGGCAGUGGCAGUGGCGGUGGCGGUGAUAAUGGUGGCUUUUCGUAAACCUUUAAAAUCAAUUUACGUUCAAUUUCAAAUACAAGGUCUAAUUUCGGUAAUUUACUAACUAUGUACAGGAUGGCGCAUCUCAGAUGUGACAAAUUACUAUUUGUAAAUGGUAGUUUGUCAUAUUACAAAUGCUUCAUCUUGUAUAUACACAAGGACAAGGGUGUUAUGUAUGUAUGAGUGUACACAUGUAUGCCUAUAUACAUAUAUGUAUAUUUUUAGCUGCGGUAAUUCUUGGAUAGCAAAGAUAUUUGCAUACUUGUGUGUGUGUGUGUGCGUGCGUGCGCGUGCGUGCGCGCGCACGUG
Trachymyrmex cornetzi is the source of this 1120-nucleotide messenger RNA. RefSeq names its product RAS oncogene family member Rab21 (gene Rab21). Gene Ontology annotation, biological process: Rab protein signal transduction. Gene Ontology annotation, molecular function: GTPase activity; GTP binding. NCBI's taxonomy places the organism in Eukaryota, Metazoa, Arthropoda, Insecta, Hymenoptera, Formicidae. The record is from RefSeq and is a predicted model, not a curated record. Bases 113 to 814 code for a protein of 233 amino acids. The transcript is spliced from 4 exons.